Molecule: messenger RNA, 912 nt
Organism: Penicillium hordei
Lineage: Eukaryota; Fungi; Ascomycota; Eurotiomycetes; Eurotiales; Aspergillaceae
Exons: 1
Coding region: 1-912 (303 amino acids)
Source: RefSeq, a predicted model, not a curated record
AUGGAUCAAAACCCCUCCACAGCUUUCCCCAUAUCCCUCCUAAAAACAAUAUGCCUCAUCGGUUCUCUCUCUUGGCUGCAGCUGCUCUACGCAGCCUCCUACCUCAUACGACCAUUCUGGAACACAAGGCGCGAGUUUCCACCCUUCAACAUGGCCAUCAGUGUUACGGAAACAAGCAUUACCAACACCAUCCUCGGCCCUGUCCCACUCUCAGCCUAUACUUCCGCAACAGCAACAGAGCGCCAGUGGUACCUUUCGUCAGGCAAUGAUACCCUGAACCACGAUAACAGCAUCCGCACCACCAACUUGCCAGCCACCUCAACCUGGCCACAGCAGGGACAUCAAGACUCGGGUUCUUCAUCAGAGCAAGAAAGUCCCACGCCACAGCCAGAUACCGAACAUCAACGAGAAAGUUCCCCCAUCUACGAAACCAUGCGCAAGUUCCGAUCCAGCACACGAGGCAGCUUCUCAAAGAUUGCCAGCUCUGCAAAAGCCAUCUUCCAACAACCGCUGACCGUUGUCUCACGGUCUCUGGACGGUUCGCCUUCCGACGAGGAACGUGCCGAGCCAAGCCUGGUUCCGGUUUCAGUACGCACUUCACAGCCUCACUUCGUCCAGAACAUGCCUUUCCCCGUGUCCAUGUCUGCACCAGCGCGUGUAGCAGAUCACUUCAGUGACCCUGGUCCGUCGACUGGAAUUAAGGCGCAGCAGCCUGUCUCACUUGGGGCGGCCGUUAAUGCGGCGGAGGAUUCCGAGACGGUGCAGAUGAAUCGCGCGCGCAAGUAUCACUCUGUUGAGAGUUAUCCCGGGAAAUUUCCUGUUAGUGAUGCGUUGGAUUAUAGCUCGCUUGCUACUGCUUAUGCUGUUAGAGGGAGGGGGACUACCUCUGUUCGACCUUUCUCGGAUUACUAG